This is a messenger RNA of Nakaseomyces glabratus, 564 nucleotides long. It is a transcript of the gene SPO16, whose product is annotated as Spo16p. Lineage: Eukaryota; Fungi; Ascomycota; Saccharomycetes; Saccharomycetales; Saccharomycetaceae. Gene Ontology annotation, biological process: regulation of reciprocal meiotic recombination; synaptonemal complex assembly. Gene Ontology annotation, molecular function: DNA secondary structure binding. The record is from RefSeq and is a predicted model, not a curated record.
AUGGAAGUUAGCUUCGUCAAUCAUAUCCCAGAUGAUGGCAAUAUCUUGAUAGUAGAAUGUACAUGCCAAGAGUUCCCGAAAGGUUACCCAGAUGAGGAGCUAAAAAUGAUGGCAAAGAAAGAGUUGAAAAAGUUACUUGACAAGAUUCGCAUGCAAGAUUUAUCCUUACUUCAAAAGGAUGAUACGUUGCUCAUUAUAUGUUUUGAUUCUACAGAUAUAACAAUCGAAGGUUGGGAAGUCAUUGUUGAAGAGCUCAAGGAGAAAUCAACUUUGUGGUGUCAUAGAGAAAUAUUUAUAUGCUCAAAGAGUGAAACUACUAAAUCUUUGACAAUGAGAAAAUUUAUUGAAAAUAAUCCAAUCUAUACUUCUUUCAAGCACAACCUUAAAAAUGCAAGACCAUUCGAAUACGAUGAUGAUGUUAAGGAUUUUAUGGUCAAAAAGAUACUAUCAGAACUGUAUGUAAGCCAUAAAUUAACAGAAGAUCAGCUUGAAGACCUGUUGGCAAAAUGUAACAAUUUGGAAGAAGUUUUCCAGGAACUGGGAAGGGUCCCAUCUAAUUCAUGA